Orycteropus afer afer is the source of this 1215-nucleotide messenger RNA. Lineage: Eukaryota; Metazoa; Chordata; Mammalia; Tubulidentata; Orycteropodidae. The record is from RefSeq and is a predicted model, not a curated record.
AUGGGAAAACUGAUUUUCUGCCACCUCACGGCUUCUUGUGGUAGGGACCUAUCCUUAGUAUUUGAGACCAACCAGUAUCUGACAGAUUUGGAAUUUGUAAAAAAUACCCUGGAAGAUUCAGGAAUGAAGCUCCUGUGUGAAGGAUUGAAACAGCCAAACUGUGUAUUACAUACACUGAGGUUGUACCGAUGCCUUAUCUCUCCUGCUUCUUGUGGGGCACUAGCAGCUGUUCUUAGCACCAAUCAGUGGCUCACCGAGUUGGAAUUUUCUGAAACAAAACUGGAAACUUCAGCUGUGAAAUUUCUUUGUGAAGGCUUAAAAGAUCCAAAUUGCAAAUUGCAGAAGCUCAAGUUGUGUGCUAGCUUUCUCCCAGAAAACUCAGAGGCUGUGUGCAAGUAUCUCGCCUCUGUUCUUAUUUGCAACUCAACCCUCACUGAGCUGGACCUGAGUGAAAAUCCCCUGGGAGACACUGGGGUGAAGUAUCUCUGUGAAGGUCUCAGGCAUUUCAACUGUAAAGUGGAGAAGCUAGACUUGAGCACAUGUUGUCUCACAGAUGCUAGCUGUGUGGAGCUCUCUUCUUUCUUGCAAGUGAAUCAGACUUUAAAAGAGCUGUUUGUGUUUGCCAAUGCCCUGGGGGACACAGGAGUACAGCGUCUCUGUCAAGGUCUGGGACAUGCAAAGGGUAUAAUUGAGAACCUUGUGCUUUCCGAAUGUUCCCUCUCUGCCACUUGCUGUGAACCACUUGCCCAAGUCCUAAGCUCCACCCGGAGUCUGACAAGGCUGCUUCUAAUUAAUAACAAAAUUGAAGAUUUGGGACUGAAACUGCUGUGUGAAGGAUUGAAACAGCCUGACUGUCUAUUAAAGGAUCUGGCACUGUGGACUUGUCACCUGACUGGAGCAUGUUGUCAGGAUUUGUGCAAUGCACUCUACACCAAUGAACAUCUGAGAGACCUUGACCUCAGUGACAAUGCCUUAGGGGAUGAGGGCAUGCAGGUGCUAUGUGAAGGGCUGAAACACCCCUGCUGCAAACUACAGACCUUGUGGUUAGCAGAAUGUCAUCUCACAGAUGUGUGUUGUGGAGCCCUUGCCUCUGUCCUUAACAGAAAUGAGAACCUGACAUUGCUAGACUUAAGUGGAAAUGACCUCAGGGAUUUUGGAGUGCAAACAUUGUGUGAUGCACUGAUUCAUCCAAUAUGUAAACUACAGACAUUCUAG